AUUGCUGGUACUGAUUUAUUUAGCGGAAUGAUAUAUAUACGUACGUGUAAAAAUAUUCAUCCGCGUCGGGAAAAAUGAAGGAACAUCUGUGACAAACGCAAUAUUGAUGAAAUAUAAAUGCUAAUGGUAAGUCGAGAAAUGCUCGUUAGAGAAUUGAAGAAACAUUGUUAUUGAUGCGUUCAACAUGAAACAGAAUACUGAUGAUGUUGUCGACUGCCAGGAUUUAAAUGGAAUAUUAAAUAGCUAAUAUUGUUUCAGAGAUAUUUUUUAAACUUUACACUUAUACCGAUUAUUUAAACAUUUUCUGUUAUAUCAAACUUGCACAAUAAAAUAAACAGUUAAAACAGUAAUAGAUGUGAAAAUUAAAGCUCCUUAUCAUAAGAAAUAAGGGAAAUAGACAGACAGUUGGAAACAAUGAAUUAUAAAUGCACGUGAUGUGGAGAUGCACGGCACUUUGAAGGUGUCGUCGUGGAAUUAAAGAGAGAAUAACAAGUAAAUGAGUUGACUUGCGUUAAUUAUUAACAGAACCUUCUGUCUCAAUUAUCCACAAGCCACCCAGACACGAUACAGGUUCCCGCCAUAUUGUUACAGGAAGUGCCUGAAAUAUACAUUGUCUGGUUUUCAUAUUGACAGAUUUUCACCAAAUUUUGAUAACUUUGUAACAUCAAGACGGAUAUUUGAAAUUUUGUUUUCGUGACAGAUAGACUUACGAUGACACGAGAUUAAUUCUGGAAUGAAUGGAUUUACUGUGGGGUUUAUUUUGUCAGUGCAUGUUAAAAUAGGACAUUAAUUCUGAUGAUAUUUUAAAUUGAAGAGAAAUACCAAGGGAUCUAUACAAUUGUAAAAAGGUCAUCAAUUUUAGAAGAAAAAAAUGUGUUCGAUAAAGUAAAUGAAAUUUCCUAUUUGAUAGUAUUUAUGGAAUAUCGUAUGUAACUAAAUCUUUACAUUUGCCUCUAAAUCAUUUGAAUAAAUAUUAGCCCACCGUUGUUUAAAUUGACAUGAAAGUAAUACAAACUCUAUAUUACAAUUCAUGCCUUGAAAUAACACUACAUUGUGAAAGUAUUUGACUCAAAUUAUACCGUAUUUUUACUACUUAAGUCAAAUAAAAAUAUUAGCUACUCAAGGACACACGUAAAUGAGAAAUUAGCAAUUACAUCGGGUGCCAAAGAUUGUAAAACAACACUCAGUAAGUGAUUUUUGUGAUUUUCUAUUUCGUGAGGCUCGAAUUCUAAUCGAGUAAAUUGACAUUUUUCGUGUCGGACCGUCCGUCUGCUUUAUCAUCAGCUGAUCUACAACAAUCAAGGACGUGUUUGAAAUACAAAAUCAUUGUAAAAUAUAAUCACAAUAGUUCACACAAAAAAGAAGAAUGGAUAAAAAGUGACAUUUUGGUAUUUAAAAGUUCAAACUUUGUUAUGAAGUAAGUAGGCGAUAUUCCCACAAAAGAACGUUUAACUCUAAUUAAAAAGGAAAAUAUAGAAAACAAAUUUCUUUAUGAAAGAAGAAAAUGGAUAGAAAUAGUUGAAGUAUAUUUAGAUGAGAAACAGACAGAUAAUAUCGGUUUUAUUGGAUCUAACGAAGCUCGGUGUCUGUACCUAUACGAUUACACGUGAGAGUAUUUUGCUGCUGUUUUCGAGCCGCACAGGUGAACUGAUAUAUCGAGAAACGUGCAUCGGAAAAACUUUCACACGGUCUUACCUGCAUGUGUUUACUGACUUACAGAAUCAUAGGGAUUACGUGCCUUCUUUUUUAGGAAUUCAUAACCUGUUUGUAAAGUAUUCUAUUAUAGAUACUUACAUCUAGUUAAAACACAUAGGUUAUCAUUAGUGUCAAGUAUACGAGAGUGCUGGAUUUACGACAAAACCCUGAUCAAACAAGAUUUAUCUAUCAAUGGAAUUGUUUAAACACAGGUUUUCUCGAUUUACGAACUCUUUACAUCCAGGUAACGACUUGGGCUUAGUUUUCAACAACGGUUCUUGCUGUAUUUAAGCAGGUUAGUGUAGCAGUGCAAACACUUACUUACAUAUUACAUAUACUGUACUUGAACUUAAUUGUUAGACAAUUAUCUCGAGUAUCAAGAUGGGUUACGGUCUUCAGCGAUUUAUAGCACCAAUCGAUCCUAAUUUGAUUUGUGGAAUAUGCAGUGCUGUUCUUGAAGAUGCAGUUUUAACACCGUGCGGGCACACGUUUUGUUCUCGUUGUAUUACUACAUGGCUAGGACGACCAAGCACUGACACGUGUCCGGAGUGUCGCAGUAACGUGUCUAUGGAUCACGUGAAACCCGUUCUAUCCCUCCGUAAUCUUAUAAAUGGUUUUGAUGUUGAAUGUGACUUUAAUGAUCGAGGGUGUAAAGUCAUUGUUAAAUUAGACAGAUUAAAGAGUCAUUUGGAGACAUGUGGCUACGUGCCGGUUGAAUGUGCUGGCUGCAGCAAUACCAUUAGCAGAUUCGAACUCGCCGCCCAUCAGAUAAGAUGUGAAGCUAUAGCAAACUCUAUCAGAGAUGACGAUGACGAUAACGACGCCUCUCAUAGGUUGAGCAAUAUACGCUUCAACCAUUCAUUGAAUUCUUCUGACAUUUCUGAACUGAUAUCGAAAAUAGCAAAUCUGGAAUAUCAAGUGAAAACACUGAAACGAGAUCUUCAGAUAUCUGAAUCUAAAAACCGCGUUUUAGAUCGAGAAUAUCGGAAAACAAAAGAAGAGCUUCAACAAAAAAGAAGUGAAUUAAUUGAGAUCAACAGUGACUUUGACCCAGAUUACGAGUACGGGUAUACACCUCAAAGUAUUGCCAAACUUUCAUUUCUAAUUGCCAGAUUUCUACUAAAGAAACCCGCGUAUAUAGACAGGGAUAAGAUAUUCAGUGCGGUUCGGCGCUGUUAUGAUAAGUACGCUCGGUGCGGUUCUGAGUUCGAGCACGAUGUACACAUGCUUCUGGCCACGGCGUUUGCAAGUAACUGGUUCUCAGAGAGUUACAGAACAACAAUUCACUAUUGGUUGCAGGGAGUGGUGCGCUAUAGACAAAUAAUGACCAAUUCUUCCAAAUAUCAAACACUGGUGAAAUGAAAUUAGUACAAUAUAUAAUACAUUGUUAAAAAAGUUAUCAUGUAAAUACCGCUUCCCGGAAUACGUCGGGCCAAUUUUGCCAAUAUUUCUAUUAGCUAAGUCCGCAUACGGCAUAUGACCAAUUUUUAGGUCCAUGAGACUCGAGUACAUGUAUCAUAAUUUAUGUGUUAUUCUUAGAUACGGAAUGUCAAACAAUUACUGUUUGAUACCACCAGGAUGAAAAUAUAAGUUAUGUUGAAAGAUUUCAGUUUUAUUGAAUUUAGUCCAAUAGUGCAGUUUUUUUUAAACUGCGGCCUACAAAUGUUAAUGUGUUGUAUUCUUUUAUUUACAAAGUCUAUGUAUAAUGUAAGUGCACAGAAAAUGCAUCACAUUGUUUAAUUUGCUAUAUAAAGUCUCGACAGAUCUCAUUUAUAUGAAGCUUGGAACUUUAGUCAUAAAAAUUCUAAAUUGAAGUAUGUAAGUAUGUAAGACCUACAUGCACCGGGUCUCUUCAUUAAAAUAAUUCAUGUGUUUUAAAGUACAGAUCACUGACUGUUAUACAUUUUCACAAUGCUUUAAUUUUGCACUAUUUUUGCACAAAAGAUUAUUUAUGUAUCUUUAAUAUAAACUUCAAGUGCACUAUAUGCCCAAAAUGAUUUCUUUCGAAUGGCAGAAGGAUCAAAUGUCACUCAGUUUUAUUCAACUUUCUUCUUAUCAUUCAACAAAAGAAAAUGCAAAAUGAAGAUUUUAAGAUCAUUAAUAAGCUAUCAAUUCCUUAUUUGAUCUCACGAUAAGAUUAGGUCUAUUUUUUCCGUUGUCAAAAACACUUAUCGUCAGGUGAAAAUAAUUUAUGCACAUUCAUUUGCAGUCGAUAUCAUGUUUCAGUUAUUUCACAUCAAAUGUAACAUUAUUCUACACCCAUAAUAAAAUCAAACAGAU
This is a messenger RNA of Ruditapes philippinarum (Manila clam), 3975 nucleotides long. RefSeq names its product E3 ubiquitin-protein ligase NRDP1-like. NCBI's taxonomy places the organism in Eukaryota, Metazoa, Mollusca, Bivalvia, Venerida, Veneridae. Gene Ontology annotation, molecular function: ubiquitin protein ligase activity; metal ion binding. The record is from RefSeq and is a predicted model, not a curated record. Gene Ontology annotation, biological process: ubiquitin-dependent protein catabolic process; protein polyubiquitination. The transcript has a single exon. The coding region runs from base 2077 to 3057 and encodes 326 amino acids.